AUGUACCUCAGCCACCAAGUGAAACAAGGGGGGAGCACCUGCAAAAAGUACUCCGACGUUCAAGAGAUGAUAACGACCAUUUUUCCUGAAUUGAUUAUUUUUUAUGUAACCGAACAAAGGUCAUUUAUUGUCAUAAAGUCGACAGAGCUAAUGCAUCGGUUACAAGGAGAAUCAGAGAACGCCAUCACAAUCUCACACGGCCACACGGGUUUGUUGUCGAGCAGUCACCUCCGUCGCGCAGUCACCUCCGUCGAGCAGUCACCUCCGUCGAGCAGUCACCUCCUUCGACCAGUUACCUCCGUCGCACAGCAGCCGUCGUUCGUGCUCCACCACUGCUUGGUUCACUCGGCGUCGCUGUCUCCCACUCUCCCUAUUGCAUGUUCUGUUGAAGCCUUGAAGGUGCCUUCGUGCUUCCGGAGUUCCAGAUUUUGUUGUAUCGAUGAAAGUAUCAACCAAGAACUACCUAGGAAUAAUAAUGCUGAAACUAAUUCUACUUCGAAUGAACGUUCUCUUCCUCCCACGACUAACGAAAGUCAGUCACAAACUUCUAGUGUUCGGGGGAAAACUGAUCCUGCUUGGAGAUAUGUUGCUUUACAAAAUAUAAAUGGAAAAUUGCAUUACCAAUGUUUAUUUUGUCUGAGUACUUUUGGGGGCAGGGAAAUUAAUAGAAUGAAAAAGCAUUUGGCGAAGAUAGGUGGAGACAUUAAGAAGUGUUCUAAGGUCCCGUAUGAUGUAGAGAAACAAAUGGAAGGUUUAUUGAAAGAGAUUCAGAAGAGUAAAACUAGUAAAAGGAAAGUAAGUUUCAAUGAAGAGGGUACUAAUGAGUGUGAGGAUGCAAUUGAUGAAGCAAUAGCGCAAGAAGAACAACAAACUCCGAGUCAGUUACCAACUAAGGAGGUUAUUGGAGGCGAUCCAAAAAAGAAAGCAAAAACUAUUAUUCCUCCUAUGUUUGCACCAAGAACAACUCCGAGAAGUCAACCAAGUCUGAAAAGUGUGUUUCAAAACAAAGAGGCACUUCAUGAAGUUGAUAAGCGAGUGGCUAGAUGGCUUUCAGAUUGUACGAUUCCUUUCAAUGCGGUUAUGUCACCCUUUUUUCAAGAUAUGUUGGAUGGUGUUGCUGGCAUUGGGCUUGGUUAUAAAGGUCCUUCUUAUGAUAGAUUGAGGGUUAACUUAUUAGCCGAUCUCAAAAGGGAGUGUCAAAUGGUUGUUGAUAGCUAUAGGUCUGCUUGGAAAGAAAUUGGAUGUACUCUCAUGGUUGAUGGUUGGACAGAUCAAAGGCAAAGAACGUUGAUUAAUUUUUUGGUUUAUUGUUCGAAAGGGUUAUACUUUGUGAAAUCUGUAGAUGCUUCAAGUAUGGUUAAAAAUACUUCAAGCUUGUGUGACUUGUUUUCAGAGGUGAUUGAAUGGAUUGGACCUGAUAAUAUUGUUCAUGUAGUAACAGAUAAUGCUGCGAACUAUGUUGCUGCUGAUAAAAGCAGCAUGCCACACAUUUCUAACCUUGCAACACGUGCUUCGAAGAUUAUGGUGUUUGUGUAUAAUCAUAUGGUGUUCUUGUCCUGGCUAAGACAAAGAACUUAUUGGAGGGAGAUUGUUCGUCCAGGUGCAACUCGUUUUGCCACUGUCUUCAUCACAUUGAUGAGUAUCUUUGAGCGCAAAUCGGAUUUACAAUCAUUGGUUGUUGAUACACACUUUACCGGACACAAAUUAGGAAGGAGUGCUAAUGGUAGAGCUGUGAGUGCAAUUAUCCUAGACAAUAAAUUUUGGGAUGAUUGCUUUACUGCAUGCCAAAUUGUGAGUCCGUUGAUUAAAUUGCUGAGGUUGGUAGAUGCCGAUGAUAAACCAUCAUUGGGAAUUGUUUAUGAAAGUAUGCUGAGGUUAGAAAAUAGAAUCAAAGAAAUGUUCAAGCAUAGGAAAGCUGCAUAUCAACCUUACACAGAGAUUAUCAACUCAAGAUGGGACAAACAUUUGAAAAAAAAUCUUCACGCAACAGCUUAUUUCUUGAAUCAUGGUUGCUUUUUUUCUGAAAAUUAUAGAGAAGCACCUGAUGUCAUGCGAGCUUUACUUGAUCUUGCUACAUUGCAUUGA
Messenger RNA from Arachis ipaensis, 2085 nucleotides. Lineage: Eukaryota; Viridiplantae; Streptophyta; Magnoliopsida; Fabales; Fabaceae. The record is from RefSeq and is a predicted model, not a curated record.